UCUUCUUCUUCUCUCCCCUCCCUCCUUCUGUCUCUUUUCAUUUCUUCCUUCCCUGCAUCCUUCCCUCUCCCAGGAUGGCGGAGGCUGAACUGCACAAGGAAAGGCUACGAGCGAUUGCAGAAAAAAGGAAAAGGCAGACAGAAAUAGAAGGGAAGAGGCAGCAGCUCGAGGAGCAGAUACUUCAACUGCAGCAUUUUAAGUCAAAAGCGCUUCGUGAAAAAUGGCUGCUGCAGGGAAUCCCUGCUGGUUCGCCUGCAGAAGAAGAAGCCAGAAAGAGGCAGUCCGAAGAAGAUGAGCUCAAGGUGAAAAAGCUCGAAGGCAACAUCCAUCGGUUGGAACAAGAAAUCGGGAAGCUAGAAAGUGAAGAAUCGCAAAUUUCUGCCAAAGAGCGAGUCAUCUUAGAGAAAUUAAAGGAGACAGAGAAAUCCUUUGAGGACUUCCAAAAGAGUUUCUCACAUCAGGAUGGUGAUGCGGUAAAUUACAUUUACUCCCAGAUCCCUGAACUCCCAACCCUCUUUUCAAGAAAUACAGAGGAGCUGGCUCCUGAGAAGGACGGGACAAGCAGGGUAACUGCAUUGUACAGCAUGGAAAUUAAUGUGGAGAAAGACAAACAGACAGGGGAGACCAAGGUUCUCUCCACAUCCCCCAUUGGCCCAGAGGGAGCCCAUCAAAGAGGAAUCAAAGUCUACGACGAUGGUACCAAAGUAGUCUAUGAGAUGCACCCUGGAGGUGCGGUGAUAGAAAACGGAGUGCAUAAGUUGAGCUCAAAGGAUGUAGAAGAACUUAUUCAGAAAGCUGGACAAUCAAGCCUAAGAGGAGGGACUGUAUUAGAAAGGAACACGAUAGUCGAUGGAAACAUCAGUCACGUGAAGGAACAGAUGCUGUUCAAGGAGGCGAAACUAGAGAUGGUGCACAAACCAAGCAAAAGGCAUUCCGGGAACCCUCGACACCAGGCGAAGCUCUCUGGGGAUGAAGUCCCUGAAGCCAGUACAGAUCACCCUGUCACCAUGAUAUUUAUGGGUUACCAAAACAUUGACGAUGAAGAGGAGACCAAAAAGGUGUUGGGCUACGAUGAGACAAUCAAGGCCGAACUGGUCCUCAUUGACGAAGAUGAUGAGAAGUCCUUACGUGAGAAGACUGUGACGGAUGUGUCAACCAUGGAUGGAAACGCCGCUGAGUUGGUUUCUGGGAGGCCCACAUCAGACACGACAGAACCCUCCUCUCCAGAGGGGAAAGAAGAGAGUCUACCAAUGGAAAAAGUCCCAGGUACAGAAAAGAAAAAGCGCUGUCAAUGCUGUAUUGUCAUGUGA
This is a messenger RNA of Eublepharis macularius, 1310 nucleotides long. RefSeq names its product paralemmin-2-like. Gene Ontology annotation, biological process: regulation of cell shape. Bases 75 to 1310 code for a protein of 411 amino acids. The record is from RefSeq and is a predicted model, not a curated record. The transcript is spliced from 7 exons. Gene Ontology annotation, cellular component: membrane. Lineage: Eukaryota; Metazoa; Chordata; Lepidosauria; Squamata; Eublepharidae.